AUGGUAAAGUAGGCGGGACCUACGGAAGCCGCAGUGGCCGUGGGUGAAUCCUAAACAAAAAACGCGAGUUGGGGAAAUCACUCAACUAGAGCCGCCGGGUACACGGAGAAGACAGGGACCACUCGCCCUUGUCUCUGCCUCGCGGUGUCUCUAGCGGUUUCCCGGUGUCUCUGCCUCGCGGUGUGUCUGUCUCCCGGUGUCUCUGCCUCCCAGUGUCUCUGCCUCCCAGUGUCUCUGUCUUCCAGUGUCUCAGUCUGUCUCCCGGCAUCUCUUUUUCCCUGGUCUGUGUGUGUCCGUGCUGGUGGAUCUCGGUGUGUCCCUGUCUCCGUGUCCCUUGUCUAGGAACAGCAAAGAACAAUGCGGAACAGGAGAGUGAGUGAGUGCAGGACAGACUUGGACUUUGAGCAGAGACCCUGGGACCAGUAGGGGCUGACAAAGACAUGGAGGAAGGAGUGAAGACGUUUAUGCUGCGAGGAGACUUGAGCUCAGCUGAGAGAGCGAGAAUCACCCACAGCGCUAAUUCCUCCUCAACCACCAUGGCGCUCCAGGCUGAGGGUGGUUGUGGUGGUGGUGGCGGUGUUGUGAUUGGUAGUGAUGGUGUCGGUGGUGGUGCUGCUGAUGGUCGUGAUGAUGACGAUGAUGAUGAUGAAGCUGGCAGUGAUGGUGCCUGUGAUGGUGUGGUCAAGGAUAACCCCACGACCCUGCAACCACUGCGGUUGUCAUGGUUGAUGAUGGCGGUGGUGGUGGUGGUGGUGGCGUGGUUGUGGUUGGGUGGUAGUGGGGAGGGGAGUGGUGUGGGGGAGCGGCCCCCUGCUCUGAUCUCAGUGAUCAUCGACGCGGGCAGCACGGGGACGAGACUGCACGUCUACACGUUCAGCCGCCCGCAACCUGGGGGGCGCCGCAUGGUGCUGCAGGGCGAGGAGUUCCUCUCCGUGGAGCCGGGCCUCUCUGCCUACGCCAACCACCCCGAGCAGUGCAGGGCGUCUGUGCGCUCGCUGCUCGCAGUGGCCCGGCGCCACGUGCCGCCCACGCUGUGGUCCUGCACCCCCCUCUCCCUGCGUGCCACCGCGGGCCUCCGCUUGCUGGCCCCACACACGGCACACGCCCUGCUGCAGCAGGCGAGGGAGGAGCUGGAGUCGUCUCCGUUCCUCAUCUCAGAUGUCUCCAUUAUGGCCGGCAGCGACGAGGCUCUGCUUGCCUGGGUCACGAUCAACCUCCUGAGAGGGGUCCUGUUCAACGCACCGCGGGGAGACACCGCUGGGAUCCUGGACCUGGGGGGUGGAUCAACACAGAUCACGUUCCGGCCUCACAGCAAGAUCAGCUCUGACGCGCCCCCCCAAGAUUUCAUGGUGGAAUUUCACCUGGCUCCCACGACCUUUAACCUCUACUGCCACAGCUACCUAGGCCUGGGCCUCAUGUCUGCACGUCUCUCCGUGCUGGGCGUGGAGGAAGGUGCUGCCGUGGAGGCCGGAAGGACGCUGCACUCCCCGUGUUUGCCAUCCACGUUCUCCGGACUGUGGACCAACAAUGGCAUCGAGUACCACGUGUCUGGGGCUGCCCUCGAAGAGUGUGGGUACGAGAGCUGCGCUGGGCGAGUUCGACUCCUGCUGGGCCACUCCGUGCACCGGCCCCAGGAGUUGGGGUCGCACUCCUUCUACGCCUUCUCCUACUACUACGACCGCGCCGUCGACAGCGGCCUAGUCGAUGAGGAGCUGGGGGGGUCGGUGACUGUGCAGCAGUUUGAGGACAAAGCGAGGGAAGUGUGUGGGGCCCCAGAUUAUUGGGCGGAGCACCCCUUCCUGUGCCUGGACCUCACAUACAUCUCCACGCUACUUGAGCACGGCUUUGGCUUCCAGCCAGACUCAACCCUCAUGCUGUCGAAGAAGGUGGGCGGCGUGGAGACGGGCUGGGCGCUGGGAGCCGCCUUCCGUGACCUUGCUGAGAUGCAGGGCGAGCAGUGAGCCUGAAGCAGGCUCCCAUGGUCAGCACCCGGCCCACUACUUCACUUUACCCGGUCCCGCAGAUGAUGCGGGGGGUAGGGGGAUGGUGGACAUGCAGACACGGCCCCAGCGGCGACGCAUUUGGCACUCAUUGUUGUGGAGGUUCGCGGUUCGAAGCCGCCGGGCAGUCCUGGUUAACAUUGCGGUGUGUGUAUGUGUGUAUGUAAUGUUGAGCUUAUCUGUACCGUAACUGGAUGGAGCACGGGCAAUAAGUGCGUGCCUGUUACUAUCUCAGUAUGUCACCAAUGUAAUGUUUGUAG
Messenger RNA from Petromyzon marinus (sea lamprey), 2260 nucleotides. Its product is annotated as nucleoside diphosphate phosphatase ENTPD5-like. NCBI's taxonomy places the organism in Eukaryota, Metazoa, Chordata, Hyperoartia, Petromyzontiformes, Petromyzontidae. Gene Ontology annotation, molecular function: hydrolase activity. The record is from RefSeq and is a predicted model, not a curated record.